This is a messenger RNA of Cladocopium goreaui, 788 nucleotides long. The record is from the annotation of a GenBank genome assembly. NCBI's taxonomy places the organism in Eukaryota, Dinophyceae, Suessiales, Symbiodiniaceae.
GCUAGGGCUCGAACUGAUCCACAAGUGAUUUCGAGAUAUUUCGAGUUAUUUAAGCCAUUGUAGCCUCAUGGCGACGGCGGGCAAAGUGCGAGUGUUGCACUUGCUGUGCAAGCACGAGAAGUCGCGCAAUCCCGUCUCCAGACGAACGAAAGAGUCCACGGCAAGCGUUUCUGUGGCAUCAGCCCACGAAGAGCUGAAGGCAAUCCUUGGGAGGUUAGAAGGCAAAUCGGGGCAGGAGCUGGUGGAUGCAUUCGCCAAAGAGGCACAGCUUCGAAGUGAUUGUGGUUCUUUUGCCCAGGGUGGCGAUUUGGGUUUUUUUGGACCAAGCGAAAUGCAAAAAGAGUUCGAGGAGAUCUGAGUCCUGUUGUCACCUUGCUCUCAACCUGCGCCAGUCAGUUUUAUCAUUUCAUUCACUACUUUAAUAUGUUUGAAUCGUGUUGAAUCGAGCGGCGAUUUUUCAUUGACGCGAAGGCUCCAUACAUUGACACAAAUUGAGGAAGCAUCUUUUGCGCUUGAAGUUGGGCAAAUGAGUAGUAUUGUGGACUCUCAGAGCGGCAGUCACAUCAUCAUCAGUAAGCGCCCCAGUGCCAAAGAGUGCACUUUGUCUCAUUCCUGUCACUUGCAUGCAUCAUUCGCUGUCUUACUUUUCUUAACUGGACGUUGCCGAAGUGAAGUCAGAGCCUUCUUCCUGAGGAAUCGCUUGAGCUAUGAGACACUUUGGGCAGCGGGAGCGGUAGAGCGGCAGAGCAGUAAAACGCUGCACAAAGCUGGGAAAAAAUCUGCGUCCC